This is a messenger RNA of Tripterygium wilfordii, 1152 nucleotides long. RefSeq names its product 26S proteasome non-ATPase regulatory subunit 9-like. The transcript is spliced from 5 exons. Gene Ontology annotation, cellular component: cytoplasm; nucleus. Lineage: Eukaryota; Viridiplantae; Streptophyta; Magnoliopsida; Celastrales; Celastraceae. Bases 134 to 832 code for a protein of 232 amino acids. Gene Ontology annotation, molecular function: protein binding. The record is from RefSeq and is a predicted model, not a curated record. Gene Ontology annotation, biological process: proteasome regulatory particle assembly.
AACUGUCAAUUCCAAACAGCCCCGGAAGGUUUUCUUCUCCACCAAGCCAAUCCAUUGCUUUAAGCUGUUCUCUCACUCUCUACAUAGCUUGGUUACCUUACAGGCGUACAGAAGAGCAUUCAGUGAAGAAACAAUGGUGGGGACGAAUCUGAAAGCAGAAACAAUGUCUCUGAUGGAAAAGAGAACAGCUAUGGAGGUCGAGAUGAACGCCAUCAUCGAGCGCCUUUGUCAGCCUGGCGGCCCUGGUCUCUCCGGCAAUCUUGUGGACUCCGAGGGAUUUCCUCGCUCUGACAUUGAUGUUCCAGUUGUACGGGCAGAAAGGCACCGUCUUACUGAAUUGAGAAAUGAUCACAAAGAGAUUACAGAAAAAAUAAAUGCAAAUAUACAAGUUCAGCAUUCAGCGAGGCAUGUUCCCAGAUCUUCCUCUACAGAAGAUUCAGGUGAUGAUGUGAUGUCAAAUAACCGAGGUUCCUCCUUUGAUAAUGUCUUUACAUCCUCAUCCUCAAACGACGUUGUUCCGAGAGAUUCUCUUACUGCCAUGGACGUGGAUGUUAUUGCCAGUAUUCCAUUUGCAGUUAUUGAUGGAAUAGCGGAUGCAUCUCCAGCAGCAGUGGAUGGUUUGCAACUUGGAGAUCAGAUUAUCAAAUUUGGAAAUGUGGAUUACCAGCCUGGUGAAAAUUUUCUGCAAAUGCUCGCUUCCGAAACCCAAUCAAAUCAGGGCCAGGCGAUACCAGUAGUGGCUAUAAGGCAAGGUGCCCCCAUCAACUUAGCAGUGACUCCUAGAACUUGGCAGGGCAGGGGUCUACUAGGAUGCAACUUCCGGAUCUUGUAACUGGACUAAAUCACUUAUGGCGUGAACACAGUCAAGUGGUGGGUUUCAUUUUCCGUUAGGCAUUAACUUCUUGUUAUUAAAGACAGUUCUGUGUACUUUUUUCCUUUAUAAAACAACUAGCAUACUAGGAUUAUUUCUUCAGCAGUGCUGGAUCUGAGGUGUUUCUUUGCGACUACGGGUUUUCAGGUUACUUCUUAUAAUUCGAUUGGGAAUGUUGUUGUGGAUUCUCAUUUUGAUUAGCCAUGAAAAUGUCUUGGAAGAAAGUAGAAAGUGAAGCACCUUGACUGAUAUUAUUACUAUUUGUUAGUUUGUUCUCUUUA